UAUAAGUACUGCCGGCGUGUGUCGGCCGUAGAGCAGACUCGACCUGCCCGACAGCCUGAACCCAAGCACGUUCUUAUACUCCAAUGACAGUUCGGUGAUAACAAGUGAUAUAGCUGAUCAGUGGGACUUGCUCACGUCUUCGUGACUAUCGUAGGAUAUCCUUCACACGGGUUACGAUUUGAUCUAAACAUAAAGGCGCAGUGAUAUUGCAACUUUUUUUCCACCUUUUCCAACUUCUCCAAAAGGAUAUACCUUUUCUAUAAUUUAAUCCAAAAUGCCAGCCGACACCAUGGAGAAGCAAACGGCAUCCCCUAUUGCUGGUGCCCCUGCAAAUGGAUCCCAUACUCCAGACAAACCUAAGAAUGCCAGCGAGCAUAGAAAGUCCUCAAAGCCCAUCAUGGAGAAACGUCGGAGAGCGAGGAUAAACGAAAGCCUUGGCCAACUCAAGACACUUAUUCUCGAUGCACUUAAAAAAGAUAGUUCCAGACAUUCAAAAUUGGAGAAAGCCGAUAUUCUGGAGAUGACAGUGAAGCAUUUACGAAAUUUACAGCGUGUGCAGAUGACUGCGCUGUCAGCAGACACUACCGUCCUCAGUAAAUACCGGGCGGGAUUCAACGAAUGCAUGAACGAGGUCACUCGCUUCUUAUCAACCAGCGAAGGGGUGAACACGGAGGUGAGGUCGCGGCUUCUCAACCACCUGUCUGGCUGCCUAGGGCAGUUGAUCGCCAUGAACUACCCCCAGCCAAACCCAAAUCAACAGGCUCACCUCGCGCAGCCCCUUCACGUACAGCUACCCUCUACCUUGCCCAACAGUGCCUCUAUGGGCUCCAAACUCAGCCCCACCGAGGCAAUGUCACCUAAAGUCUUCAGCGGGUUCCAGCUUGUGCCCGCCACCGAUGGACAGUUUGCUUUCCUGAUUCCCAACCCUUCUUUCGCCUCAGCAUCAACCCCAGUCAUCCCUCUGUAUGCUAACGCAGGUGUGCCUGUGACAGUCAACGCCAGCCCCGUCCAUGGCAGCCCUGCGCCAGUAGUGGGAUCCCCUGUCCAUGGGAUGACAUCAUUCAUCGGUGUGCCUCAGGCGGUCAGCCCUGUCGGUGUCUGCACUGGUUCGGAGAGCACUGAGCCUGUUUGGCGACCCUGGUAGUUUGGUUAAAAUGGACACUACAAUAAAGAAGGUUAUUUUUAUGAAGUAAAUAGUUCCGUUCUAGGGGACAUCAUUUCCUUUGUUGGACAUGGUAAAAGUUUGUUUAUAUUUAUUGGCUGAUUCCAACAUUUGGAUGUUGGUGAUAAAUAUUGUGUCCAUGCAAUGGAAAAUUUAUUCAAAUGUUUGUGAUUAAGUACUUUUUAUGGAACGAUUUAGUUUUGUACAAAGUUGAUAUUGAUUGUUAUACCAAAGCUGUGUGUUUUUAUAUUGUUUGUCGUUUUAUGUUUGGAAAUUGAAGUUUGGCAAUGGCCCAUUGACCUAAUAAAUCAGUUUGAAUAAUUCAGAAA
Messenger RNA from Oncorhynchus masou masou (cherry salmon), 1491 nucleotides. Its product is annotated as transcription factor HES-4-B-like. NCBI's taxonomy places the organism in Eukaryota, Metazoa, Chordata, Actinopteri, Salmoniformes, Salmonidae. The record is from RefSeq and is a predicted model, not a curated record. The transcript has 4 exons. Gene Ontology annotation, biological process: anterior/posterior pattern specification; regulation of neurogenesis; regulation of transcription by RNA polymerase II. The coding region runs from base 275 to 1144 and encodes 289 amino acids. Gene Ontology annotation, molecular function: RNA polymerase II cis-regulatory region sequence-specific DNA binding; DNA-binding transcription factor activity, RNA polymerase II-specific; protein dimerization activity. Gene Ontology annotation, cellular component: nucleus.